AUAGUCACACAUACGCUCGUUCAAGCCAGCUGUUACAUUUUCAAUAAUGCCGAGUUCGUUUUAUUUCAUUAUAACUCGGACAUACUUGGAACGAAUUUAGUGAAACCCUCCACUUGCACGAUGCAAAGGGUCCCGUUGACAGUGGGACAGAACUGAACAUGAUCAUGAAGAUUGAGGACACCUGUCUUGGCAGUUUAUACGUUGUGUGCUCCAGAAGCUAAUGCACAAGCAACACUCGCUAAACGGUGCUAUAUUCGGAAAACUGCUUUGCUAAGACAAGCCACACAGUGAGUGACGCAACACCUGGACAGAUUGACUGUCCCCACCGCCACUAUGGGUGAAAAGGUUGAGGUGUCGAAGGCGAUGACGUAUGGAACGACGGAAAAGUCGGGGGGUGAUGUCCAGUCCCAGCCAACCAAAGCACAAGGGAAACUGACACUGCGACUUCUGAUGUCCAUAUUUGCUGCUGCUAUGGGCUCGUUCCAGUUCGGCUACAACACCGGUGUCAUCAACGCUCCUGAAGCGAGGAUCAAGGAGUUUAUGAACGCCACAUCCAUAGCACGUGACGGUCAGGAGAUGGACGUGGACACUCAGACCAACCUGUUCGCUGUCCUGGUUGCAGCCUUUGCUAUCGGCGGCGCCGUCGGGGGUCUGUUAGCGGGACUGUGGGCCGACUCCUUUGGCAGAAAGAAGGGCUCCAUGAUUAACGCCUUGAUUGGAGUUGGAGCUGCUGCACUGUUGUACUUCGGCAGAAUGGCGGAAACCUACGAGAUGAUCAUUGUGGGGAGGCUGGUCGUGGGAUUCAACUGUGGUCUCUACACGGCUCUGGCACCUAUCUACCUGAGCGAGAUCGCGUCAGUUGACAUCAGAGGAGCUCUGGGUGUGUUGCAUCAGCUAUUUGUCGUUUCCGGUAUUCUAAUCUCGCAAAUUCUCGGCUUCCCCGAGAUAUUAGGAAACAACGCAUACUGGGACGUUCUCUUGGGCUUGACGGCAACACCCUGUGUCCUGCAGCUGAUAGUCAUGCCGUUCUGCCCGGAGAGUCCACGAUAUCUGCUGAUCUCAAAAGGCCAAGAACUUGCUGCACAAACAGUGCUGCGGUCGCUUCGCGGAAUCGAUGACGUAGAUGGAGAGAUAUCGGAGAUGAGAAUCGAGGCUGAACAAGCUCAAAGCGAGGCUAAAGUUAGCGUUAUCAGGCUGUUCAAGAAGCGAUCUCUGCGCAUGCCCCUUGUCAUCAGUAUCGUCAUGCACCUCUCGCAGCAACUCUCAGGAAUUGUCGCGAUAUUCUACUAUUCCGGGAAUCUCUACAAAGGGGCGGGGCUAGAUGAAUCCACCGCCACACACGCCACGAGCGGGGUGGGAGCGGUCAUGGUUGUCAUGACACUGGUGACGAUUCCACUCAUGGACCGGGUUGGUCGACGAACUCUACAUCUGAUUGGUCUAGGCGGAAUGGCCGUGUCUAGCAUAUUAAUUACAGUGUGCCUCUCGCUUUUGGACCGGGUAGAGUGGUUUAAAGUGGCAAGUAUCGCUGUGUCUCUCCUGUUCGUCGUCUUCUUCGCCUUAGGGCCAGGUUCCAUACCCUGGUUGAUAGUAGCAGAGUUGUUCUCUCAGGGACCGAGAUCAUCUGCCAUCAGCGUGUCUGUCCUCGUCAACUGGGUGGCCAACUUCUGUGUUGGGUAUGCCUUUCCCCAAAUGCAGAAAGGACUGAUGAGCUAUUCCUUCGUACCCUUCACAGUUUUGAUCAUACUUUUCUGGAUAUUCGUAUUCAUGUUCCUACCAGAAACGAAAGGCAGAACAAUUGAAGAAAUCUCAUCCAUAUGGCGAAAAGACGAAGACAAGGGAGAUAAGUCUAGAUCGGGGAGCUACUUAGUAUCCUACCAGAAGAACCCCAACAAUCUAUAAAGGAUGAACUCUUGGCAUCCAUCAGUCUUGAAUAAUGACUCCACGACAUUAGCGUAGCAUCAGCCUUUGCUACGACGAUGAACAUCAAGAGUUUCUGCAACAGAAUCUACAGCUGUGUGUAAACUGAAGGGUUCACACGUUUGCUAUAGUAAGCGAUCCACAAGUUCCCAGACACUAUAUAUAUAUAUAACAAAACCAGAUACGAAAGAAACAUCACAUGGUACGGUGACAGUUAUCCAUAGAAACGAACAUUUCAACUUUUCCGGACCAACAAAUUCAGUAGUGAAGUGUCGGAGAAGUGCAAUGUUUUGACGAUAUGAUCACCUGGAUUUAACUACCGUCGAUUGGCCAGUACGGACCUUCAACGAGGAACCUUUAUCAGAUUUUUUCCUUGUGUAAAAGACAAUGGAAAUUAGCUUCAGUUUGGAUGUAUGAUAUAUAUGUAUUACACCAGGCGUGUAUAUCUUGUUCGCGGCAUAUAUCUUCCCAGAGCAUAUAUCAAUAUCCAUUUGAUGGCAGGGCGGAAUUUCGUAAUGAUUAUUAGUUUUGUCAGUUUUAUGAAUAUGUUGUAUCGCUGAAGGUUUUAUAACGUAAUACCUGUAAAUCAGGUAUGUGUGAUUACGUUCCAUACCAUAACAAUUGUUUUGUCGAGUGCACAUCUAAAAUUUACUUACAUUAGAUGAUGCCUUUUAUUGGUCCUCAUAACCCAUGCUUGUCGUAAGAGGCGACUAACGGGAUCGGGUGGUCAGGCUCGCUGACUUGGUUGACACAUGUCAUCGUAUCCUAACUUCGUAGAUCGAUGCUCAUGCUGUUGAUCACUGGUCCAGACUCGAUUAUUUACAGACCGUCGUCAUAUAGCUGGAAUAGUGUGGCGUUAAAUAACAACCAACCAUCCAUCCAACCAACCAACCAACCAACCAACCACCAUGGUUACACUGGUGAAAAUGGUCACAUACAUAUAUGCCUGGCGUAAAAACGUUUGGGUGGUCAGGCCCGGUUAAUGUUCAUUGACAUGAGAAAUGCUCGACAUCGAACCCUAAAGGAUGAAUUGAAGCUCCUAAUAGUAAUCAAAGACUGUACAGGUCGUCGUCAGAUGGCGGGAGGGGAUCCGAGCGUUUUGCCAGCACUCAAAACACGACAAAGUUACUUUUUAGGAUGAAAUUUCAAGAUUUCAAAGAGCGUCAUGCAGUUGUUGAUCAAACCACCUCAGGACUAUUUUCAUAUUGAUUCUACCAUGUUUUUCUUGUGUGGAUAAUUGACUUGACUUUGCGUGUGUUGUAACGGGUUUUACCAUGGUUCCGGCAACAACUGGCAGCGUCAGUGUUUGUGAUUUAUAUAACAUCCUUAUGAUGUAGUCGGGAUGGUUUAUGCAGACUUUUAUAUUGAGUGAUCACGUACCUCUCCAGACAUCCCAUGUAUCCCUCCAUGAUAUUCAACGUCUCACUCCGUUUCAUUUCCUUUUAUGUAUCACAAGAACAGGAUGGUUGCAUGUAUUCAUGUUCGUUAUCGGAAAAUCCCUUUUUGUAUUUUUUUACUAGUAUUUCAUUUUGUUGUGAAUAUUGUAAUAUAUUUUCUCUAAUAUACAUGUACACCUUUCUCUAAUAACAAAAAUAGAUUUGUAACAACAUUACGGAAUAAAAUUGAUAUGCCAA
Messenger RNA from Haliotis rubra (blacklip abalone), 3551 nucleotides. RefSeq names its product glucose transporter type 1-like. Gene Ontology annotation, cellular component: membrane. Gene Ontology annotation, biological process: monosaccharide transmembrane transport. The transcript has 14 exons. The record is from RefSeq and is a predicted model, not a curated record. The coding region runs from base 334 to 1899 and encodes 521 amino acids. Gene Ontology annotation, molecular function: hexose transmembrane transporter activity. Lineage: Eukaryota; Metazoa; Mollusca; Gastropoda; Lepetellida; Haliotidae.